Miscanthus lutarioriparius is the source of this 267-nucleotide messenger RNA. NCBI's taxonomy places the organism in Eukaryota, Viridiplantae, Streptophyta, Magnoliopsida, Poales, Poaceae. The record is from the annotation of a GenBank genome assembly.
AUGCAGUCCAUGGCUACAUUGCUGGCACCUCUAUACAUGAGCCCACUGACUUCUUACUUCAUUUCACCCGAAGCCCCCUUCAACUGCAGAGGAUUCAGUUUCCUUAUGGCUGGUUUCUUCUUGGCAAUCUCCUUAUGCUUCGCUUGGACGCUUACUCCAGAAAGAGAGAACAAAUGCUCCGAAAUUGCUGUUUCAGGCCAGCCUGAUGAGGAGGCAGAGCAAGCACCUCUUCUGGCUAAUCGUACUGCUAACACCAUCUGCUGCUAA